This is a messenger RNA of Aspergillus tubingensis, 1185 nucleotides long. Its product is annotated as fungal specific transcription factor domain-containing protein. NCBI's taxonomy places the organism in Eukaryota, Fungi, Ascomycota, Eurotiomycetes, Eurotiales, Aspergillaceae. The record is from RefSeq and is a predicted model, not a curated record. The transcript is spliced from 6 exons. Bases 1 to 1185 code for a protein of 394 amino acids. Gene Ontology annotation, cellular component: nucleus.
AUGGGAUUUUGGGUGCGACUUGUGAGCGUGAGGAUGAAAAUUAAGCGCUACUUCCAUUCCCUGACGGAGGACAAGGAAGAACGACGCACACAUCACCAACCUAGUGCCAUUGGCCCGGCACUUGCCCCAUGGGAUGCUUCCUCCCCAUUCGUGGUGUGCUUGGCACAGUUGGCCUCCCUGUCCGAGUCUUUGCCCCCACGGCUGCAGCUCUCCCCCGAGUUGGUGCGUCGACAACACGAUGCGCCUGUUUUGGGUCAGAUUGUUAUGUUUUAUCUCUGGUGGAACGAAUGCCACCUAGAGCUUUACAGCAUUGCUCUUCACGGAUAUCCCCAGUCCCUAGAUCCGACGGUCAUGUCAACCGCGCCUGCUGGCUGGAUUGACCAGGCCCGUCACAACUGCUUACGGCACGCCCAGGCUAUCACGGAUGUUUUAGACCUUGUGGACCGGGAAAUGCCUCGCCAGCCGUUGACUAUCUCUGAUCACACCAUUGCGCACGUGGUUUAUUUGUCUGUACGGGUACAAUUGGAACUCCUGAUGCCGACGCUCAAGGAUGACGGGAUGCGUCUUGAAUUAGAGAAGAAAUUCGACAUGAUGCUGGGAUUCAUACAAAGAACAAGUAAAUAUUUCCAUCAAGUGUCCUUGGUCCUUCAGGAGAUGCGCCGUAUGUUAGCAUGCCACGAGCUUGCCUCGGGAACUUUCGAGAGCGAGGAUGCAGUUUCUCAGACUGCCUCUUUGCCUUGGUUCUGCCGUCAAAAAGCGCUGGACUCCAGACGAGCAGCCGAGCAAGCUGAUAUAAUUGCAACACACCUCGAAGCAAGUCUCGCUGAAAUUUUGCCUGAUUGCAUCCCAUUUGGCACUAUGUCUUGGGUCCGGGGAUACGACGUCGAUGAUUCUUGCAGACUUCCCGAAACAGCAGAAGCAUCGUGGGAUAUCUUGCCCAAUUUGUGGAUGGGAGGCCCGCACACUGGACAAUCAACUAACAACCUUGUUACAGCCAUGACUGAUUUUAGCAGCCUCAAUAUGUUCAAUUCCUGGGGACGCAUUAAUCCUAGCGGGACUGGAUCUCGUUUUGAUCCACUGCUUCCUAAUCACUCGUUCGCGCAUCCCAAUGCAACAGGGCCCUGUGGAAAUUCAAACGUCAUUUCUUCGGAUGCUUCCUUCUCUUUGAAUUCAUUGGACACGUAG